AUGGCUGAGUUUACUUUAUUUCCAGUAUCUCUGACCUUUUUUGUCUGUGUUUCAACCAACAUUCGGGCCUUCAUUGUGCUAGCUGUUACAGCUAUCUUCCUUCUUACCUUUUCCUGUCCGUCUUCAUUCUGGAAUGGGCAAGAAUUCCCCCCUCACAAAGAUGGGAAUGCUCCUUCCCUUCUGAACCUACCCAAAGUGCAAACUGUGAAAGGAUUUUACAGGAAGCGGUUCGACUUCCUUAGAGAAGGUUUCAAACAGACAGGAUCAUGGGUGUUUCAGUUUAACUUACUCAAGCACCGUGUGAUCGCUGUUUCUGGAGAAGAAGGGCGGCAAAUGAUUUUGCAGGAGCCUGGUCUUGAUAUUUAUCAAGGUACUCAACUUGUACUGGAGUCUAUACCCAAGGGCUAUCAUGUUAAUCAAAUCGAUUCAUUCUAUAGACGUCUCUUGAUUCUCCAGAAAUCCGAUAAUUUGACCUUCAUGAUUCCUUAUCUUUUGUCCGAUUGUCAGCGCAAAAUGGAUACAUGGGGUAGUCAAGGUCUGUUGGAUCCCCGCUCAGCCAUCUAUGAUAUCACAUUUGUUAUGAUUAUGCGAGUUCUCAAUACAUUCGACAUUGCCGAUGACUUAGCCCUGGUGUCUCGCUUAAAAGGAUGGUUUGACACUCUGGAUUCCUCCAGCGAGCCAUUAUUAAUCCAUCUCCCUUGGAUAUAUGGUCCUGCCAGGUUCCGAAGAAUAUGGGCUGCUGCAAAUCUAUAUCUCACUUUUAAAAGAAUUGUUCGGAAGAGGAUCAACGGUGGACCUUCGAGACCAGAUGCGCUACAACAGCUCGUGGACAGCAACCAGACUGAAGAAUACACAACUAGAUUCAUGAUAGCCCUUCCUUUGGCGGGAGCUCGUUCCACGGGGACAAUUGGAAAAUGGCUCAUUAUGUUUCUUUCAUCUGACCCAUUGUGGGCUGCAGCCGUUCGUGAAGAAGUUCAAGGCCUUUUAUCAAUAUACGACAUCUCUCUACCGCAAUCCCCAUCCCAUGAAGAUCUCACCAACGCACUAUCCCAAGUCCCCCUCACGGCCUGGGAAACGAAAAUGCCUCAUCUUGACCUUUGUAUUCGAGAGACCAUGCGAAUCUCCCAACCGCACACAGCUCUUCGCAAAAACACAGGCCCGGAUUUUUCUGUUGGAGGCUAUACCAUCCCAUCCGGGGCCUUUGUUGCAUACCCAUUUUUGGAUACGUGUUUAAAUCCAUCCUACUAUGCGGAUCCAACUCGUUGGAAUCCUUCCCGAUUGAUCCAGAAAGACGUACCCUUCAUAGGAUGGGGCAUGGGCAAGCACAUGUGCAAGGGGCAGAGACUUGCUAUAUUGACGAUGAAGCUCUUGACUUCUUCGUUUGUCUUGAGGUUUGAUUUGUCGAUGGUGGAUGAGAGGCUUGAAAAGAUGGAAGAACCUCCAGUACCUGACUACAAUGAUCAGCUGACUUGUCAGCCAAAGGAUAAGUGCAGCAUCAAGUUCACGGAAAGGGUAUUCUGA
This is a messenger RNA of Penicillium odoratum, 1521 nucleotides long. Its product is annotated as cytochrome P450. The transcript has 6 exons. The coding region runs from base 1 to 1521 and encodes 506 amino acids. Gene Ontology annotation, biological process: sterol metabolic process. Gene Ontology annotation, molecular function: heme binding; oxidoreductase activity, acting on paired donors, with incorporation or reduction of molecular oxygen; monooxygenase activity. Lineage: Eukaryota; Fungi; Ascomycota; Eurotiomycetes; Eurotiales; Aspergillaceae. The record is from RefSeq and is a predicted model, not a curated record.